AUGGCUAUUAAGAUAAGAAACAUCGAACGCCUCAAAACCAUGACUCUGUUGGAACUUGCGCCAUUCGCCUGGCUGCUUGUUGCUACACUUGCCUCGGUUCGUGGAGGAGCCGCCGUCCAGGUCGCGCCUGUAUUACCAUUAACGAUUAGCCUUCGUCACUCACCAAACGGCGAUCCACUCCACGUCCAGCGGAUGGAGCCGUUUUGGGCAAGUACCGGUUUGUGUCCACCGGAGCCCCGCAAUAACACUGCAACAUUUCUGCUGUCGCGGGAUUCACUACUGAACCUGCAACUGAUUGGAUCAUUGACGGAUCGUGCCAUCAGCCACGUGCGAAUCCAUUGGUUGUUGGAGCUAAUACGGGUGUCAGGACAAGGGACAAACUGGCCUUUUACGUAUGAUUUUAUGGCGCUGGAUAAACUUUUGGAUCAUCUCUACGGUGUUGGCCUCUAUCCUGGUUUCGAGCUGAUGGGUGUUCCGCAGGGUGACCUAGGAUUGCAACCGUACAGUUCCCAAUUCUGGUCGGAUCUAGUGCAACAGUUGGUUUUGAGAUACACAACUCGUUAUGGCCUGCAGUACGUUAUUCGCUGGAGAUUCGAAUCGUGGAACGAGCCGGAUUUGCGAGGUUACAAUUUGCUUAAUUUCACCGUCUCCGAUUAUUUAAUGUACAUUCAAUCGAUUCGCACUGGAUUGGACGAGGCUCGCCUGGUGCUAGGAACAUCCACACCCUUUUCACUGAACGGCCCAGCCGGAUUGUUCAAGGAACAGAAGCAUCAUUUGUUAUGUUGGGCCGCGCUUGAGCUAUGCGCUGUACGUAAAUGCCCUUUCGACACGAUUACCUUCCACCGGAAGGGCAGUGGUCGAUGGGCAUCGGAGGUGCUGUCCUCAUCGCGACAACUGCUGGAUGACUUAUUUGCUCGCUAUCCAACCGUUCGCGGAAUGGCUUUCGCAAACGAUGAAGCGGAUCCCGUAGCAAGUUGGUCAACCCCACGAUCCUUCCAAGCGGACGUACGCUACGCGGCAAUGUUGUUCUCCAUCGUACUCCAGCACUGGUCGGCUAUGGCCCGUAAUACAACUACGUUUGGGAAUUUCCGCUUCUUAUCGCACGAUAACGCUUUCCUCAGCUACCACCCGUACGAGUUUGAGCAGCGAACCUUGUUGGCGCGGUUUCAAAUGAAUGAAACGGCUCCACCGCACGUCCAGUUUAUCGUCAAACCAGUAUUUUCGGCUCUUGGUAUGCUGGCCCAGCUAGGAUCGUACGCGACCCGUACGCACUUUGGCAAGGCCAACGUGUCCUACAUUGUUUCGUUCGAAAAGGACAAAAGUUAUCUUUCCGUUUUGGCAUCCCGCUCAAACGAUAGUUCGCCCAUAACGUGGAGAAGACAUUCUCGGUUAACUGUGGUUAUUCCGUUGACCAUGCUGAAGAACAGCGCAAGCCGCAAAAGCUACCUAGUCGAAGGUUUGCAGGAUGGGCGGACGGAUCCGUUCAAGCUUUGGAGCGCGCAGGGCAGACCACCUUAUCCAUCGGCCGAUCAGCUUGUUGCUUUGCGCUCGGUUCAGCUGCCGGCGGUGUUAAACGGUGGCCCGCAAGUUGUGGCGCAAAACGUUACCGAGGUGCGGCUGUCACUGUUCCUUCGCGCUCCGUGGAUCUUGGCAGUGCGUAUUUGUAGCGAUAUGCGUCCCCCGCCCGGAAUGGUACGCCAUGUACGAGUGCAACAGGUAUUCAAGAAAGAAGUGAUCAUAUUUUGGAAACCGCCUAAAAUGGGUGACUCAAGGUGCAUCGUGACAUACGAAGUGUGGUACAAACCGGCAGUCCGACACGCACGGCGAAAAAGGUCGAAAACAACCAGUUACGGUUGGAAACCUAUAAAUGCGGAUCAACAUACGCCGUUCGCUUUCCUCCAGCACCGUGCUCAACACUCUUCCGGAGGAUAUUACAAAGUGCGUGCCAUCGAUAUGUUCAACCGAAAGGGACAAUUUUCUGCUGCCUUUUUCCAUGUUGCUAAGACACACGUGUCGUAA
Messenger RNA from Anopheles cruzii, 2019 nucleotides. Its product is annotated as alpha-L-iduronidase. Gene Ontology annotation, molecular function: protein binding; L-iduronidase activity. NCBI's taxonomy places the organism in Eukaryota, Metazoa, Arthropoda, Insecta, Diptera, Culicidae. Gene Ontology annotation, biological process: carbohydrate metabolic process. The transcript is spliced from 7 exons. The record is from RefSeq and is a predicted model, not a curated record. The coding region runs from base 1 to 2019 and encodes 672 amino acids.